This is a messenger RNA of Bufo gargarizans (Asiatic toad), 1727 nucleotides long. RefSeq names its product oocyte zinc finger protein XlCOF7.1-like. The coding region runs from base 375 to 1727 and encodes 450 amino acids. Gene Ontology annotation, biological process: regulation of DNA-templated transcription. The transcript has 11 exons. The record is from RefSeq and is a predicted model, not a curated record. NCBI's taxonomy places the organism in Eukaryota, Metazoa, Chordata, Amphibia, Anura, Bufonidae.
GGCUGUGGUGACAGGUAGUCCUCAGGUCGGCGGAUUCUUACUUGAUGCAUAAUAUGUGAUGUCUCGGGUGUUCGGGGCGGCGAUGCUUCUGUGGGAGACGUCAGCUUUCUCUUGACUUCAAUCGCAGGACGGCAAGUGUCAGACGAGUUGUGCGACCCGGAAACAUCCGUGACGUUUCUUGUCCAGACGCCGAAUCGCAGACCGGUCGCAAGUGACCAAAAAUCCAGCAAGGUAUGGCAGUAUAAGGGUGCCGCAGAGGGAACGCCCGGCCGCAGGGAUGAAGGGUACGGCUAUACGAGUCGCCGUGAAAACACAUGUUCAGCUGGUUUUCUUUGGGAAGAUGAUGGUCCUUUCCAAUCAGUGACCCACCAGUGAUGGACAAGGACAGAAACCUCAUGGCUGUGAGGAUGUUAGACCUCACCCUGGAGAUCAUCUACUUGAUAACUGGAGAGGAUUACACAGUAGUGAAGAAGUCGUCUGGUGAGUGUGUGACACCCCGUGUGUCAGGAGGACGGAGCAGGACCGCGGGAGCCAUCACUGAGCGUCCACCUCAUUCCCUGAUACAUGAGCAGAAGAUCCUAGAACUUACCAACAUGAUCACUGAGCUGCUGAGUGGAGAAGUUCCUAUAAGGUGUCAGGAUGUCUCUGUGUAUUUCUCCAUGGAGGAGUGGGAGUAUUUAGAAGGACACAAAGAUCUGUACAAGGACUUCAUGAUGAAGGAUCACCAGCCCUUCACAUCACCAGAUGAAUCCAGUAGAAGAAAUCCAUCAAAUAGAUGUCCCAGUCCUCUAUAUUCCAGGGAUGGUCCAGAGGAAAAGCAAAAUGUCCAACUGGAUCAUCAGGUCCUUCAUGUGGGAUCCUUCCCAGGACAUUUUGGUGGAACAACGAGUGGACUUAAAAACCCCAUGUCGGUGAACGGUGAGGACGGGAUAAGAGGCUACCAGAGAUAUUUUUUCUCUUCGUCUUAUGAAGUAGAAGAUAAUAAAGUACGACUUGUCAAUAAUAAAACUGGACAUAGACUGGGUGAAAUGUCUGCAAGUUCUAAAUGUAGGACACAUUUUGAAAAGAAAUCUAAGAAAAUUGGCAAAGAUGAAAGGCUUUUUACAUGUUCUGAAUGUGGAAAAUCAUUUACUAGAAAAGCAAAUCUUGUUAAACAUCAGAAAAUUCACACAGGAGAGAAGCCGUUUUCAUGUCCUGAAUGUGAGAAGUCUUUUUUUCAGAAAUCAAUUCUUGUUGAGCAUCAGAGAAUUCAUACAGGGGAGAAGCCAUAUUCAUGCCCAGAAUGUGGAAAUUGUUUCAAAUGCAGAUCGCAUCUUGUGAAACAUCAGAGAAUUCACACAGGAGAGAAGCCAUUUUCAUGUCCUGAAUGCGAGAAGUGUUUUAGUCAGAAAUCAAAUCUUGUUAAACAUCAAAAAACUCACACAGGAGAGAAGCUGUUUACAUGUCCUCAAUUUUUAUCUAAGAAUAUAAAGCAUAGGUUUAACAAAUCUACCACUAUGUGCUCGUUUCAUUUAUACCCACCAGCCACAUUGCCAUUAAAUAAUGUCAAAUAUCUGGCGACUGGAAAUUCUUUUUCGUCUUUACAUUUUGAUUUUCGAAUGGGCACCUCCACAAUUGCUGGCGUGGACCUGAAAAUCCGAUACAUUAAUGUGUGUUUACUGAUUGUGAUUAAAAUUUUUUACAUUUAUGGCUCUUUUGUGGCUAAUGAUGUUUUACACAAAGCAUAA